This is a messenger RNA of Oikopleura dioica, 588 nucleotides long. The record is from the annotation of a GenBank genome assembly. NCBI's taxonomy places the organism in Eukaryota, Metazoa, Chordata, Appendicularia, Copelata, Oikopleuridae.
AUGAAUCAAGUUGAUUUCGAAGAAACCGGCGCUCAAGUUCACAGCGGAUUCUACGAGUGCUUCAUGGCAUUGAAACCGAAAGUCGAAAACUUCCUCGAUAGGACUUUAAAAGUUGCGGACUCAGAAAAGCAAGUCGAUGAGAUUUUAUUUGUUGGCCAUUCGCUUGGUGGCGCUAUCGCUUCACUGAUGGGAAUGUCCCUGGCACCUAAAUAUGAAAAAGAGACCCUUAACUUUCGAGUUGUUUCUGUUGGCGCGCCGAAAAUUGGAAAUCAGGCUCUUCAAAAUUUAUUCAAACAGAGAGUCAAAAAACAACUUCGUAUUCGACUUGACAGCGAUAUCAUCGUCGAUUCUCCACCGUUGUUGUAUUGGUUUAGAAAUUCUGGAAAUGAUGCUGACGAAACUGACUAUCCCAUUUUCGACGUCAACGAUUUCGCCUUUGCCUCUCAUAUGCCUGAGAGCUAUUUGAAAGGAAUUGAGCGAAAUAAACAAGUCAUUUUGAAGAAAAAAUUCGAAAACGCAGUCCAAAAGGCGAAAACUGCUGUGAAAAAAUUAACAAAUUCUGAAGAAAUUAUCAAGACUGCUGAAUAA